AUGGUUCAACCACGCUUCUGGGUCGCAGCGCUCUACUCGUUUAUUUUCAACAUGCGGAAGGGUGGUGUGGGUAUUAGAGGUCCGCAAAACAAGAAUGACGAAUGUUAUGACAAGCCGAAGGAACCGGAUGAACCGUGGCGCCUUGUGCAUUUUGACAAAUUGAGAAAUUGUAUUGGCCGUGGUGUUCAAGCCCUGCAGAAAAUUGGCGUCUCCGAAAUUUUUGUCGACCCCUUCGCCGACGCUGAGGCUGCUGCAGAAGCGGCCUAUUUGGCUGCCUUCUGCUUCGACGAGUUGAAAUCCCCCAAAAAACGCAUCAGCAAGCCUCUCCUCUCGUGUUUCACCGCUCAUCUAGACAAUGAUCCAGACAGUUUCCAAACUCGGAACAAACUGCUCACUGCGUGGAAUCGCGGUAAAAUUUUCGCACAGGCGCAGAAUCAGGCGCGUCGGUGGAUGGAGAUGCCAAGCAACCUCUUGCCUCCGCAGACCUUCGCCCGAGAAAUCGAGGAGAGCCUCUCCCAGGUCAGCUGUGGCGAAACGUCUUUGCGCGUGGUGGUUCACGACAAGGAUUGGAUUGAAAAACAGAACAUGGGUGGUGUUCUUGGUGUCUCGCGGGCUUCUAGCCAGGAUCCGUGCUUUGUGGAGAUCAACUACGUGGGUGACCCCUCGCGGCCAAACGACCACAUUGCCCUCGUCGGCAAGGGAGUGACUUUCGAUUCUGGUGGUAUCUCUAUCAAGCCAGCCGGUGGUAUGGAGGCGAUGCGAGCCGACAUGGGCGGCGCUGCUGUAAUGGCCUCGGUAGUGCUUGCUCUGGCCCAACUCCAGUCGCCAAUCAACAUUCGCGUCUACCUCCCCCUCGUCGAAAAUAUGCCCGACGGUAACGCGCUUCGACCCGGCGACGUUCUGCGAAUGGCCAGCGGAACAACCGUCCAGGUUGACAACACGGACGCUGAGGGUCGCCUCAUACUUGCGGACGCCCUACACUACGCCCAGUCGAAUCCCGACGCACCGAACCCCCCACUCCUCAUCAUCGACGCUGCGACCCUCACCGGCGCCAUCUCCGUCUCCCUCGGUGACCACUACACCGGCCUGUUCUGCAACCAGGCGGUUCAGCGACGUCGCGUUACCGACGUCUGGCCGAAGGAGGGCGACCGCGAUCCCCAACAGCAUCAGCAGCACCCCCUGCCUCCCACAAUCAUUGGCUCGCUCAACUACUGCGGUCGUCAGAAGUGCGACCCGUUCUGGCACAUGCCGACUCUGUACUCGAAGCACUUGCAGGAGGGCUGUCACCUGGCGGACAUUUCCAACAUCACCACCGGCAGUUUUGCCCGACUCGGCGGUUCUGGCUCGGCGUCGGCUUUCCUACAGGUCUCUGUGACACAACAGCUUUCUUGCGCUCGAUUGCGUAGUUUCGUCAGUCACCGGACACCCUACGUGCACCUCGACAUCGCCGGAGUCAUGAAGUCCGUGUCCGAGGAGGUCUCUGUGCGCCGCGGAAUGACAGGGCGACCAACGCGUCCUCUGAUCUACUUCCUCGAUCGAUUGGCCCGGCAGAACAGUUGUCCCGAGGCCGAAGACGACACCACAAGUGGCGACCCCGAAGGCGUCUGUUAG
This is a messenger RNA of Mesocestoides corti, 1611 nucleotides long. Lineage: Eukaryota; Metazoa; Platyhelminthes; Cestoda; Cyclophyllidea; Mesocestoididae. The record is from the annotation of a GenBank genome assembly.